AUGGAGGCAUUAUGUGACAAUAAUAGUUACAGUAUUGGAGUAUGUGGUAUGGGAGGGGUUGGGAAGACAACCUUGGUGAAGGAAGUACAUAAGAAAGCCAAAGAAUCAAAUCUUUUUAAUGACAUUGUGAUGACUACUGUGUCCUUUACUCCAGACAUUAGAAGAAUUCAAGGGGAAAUUGCGGACCAAUUAAAUCUAAAACUUGAUGAGGAGAGCAGUUCAGCAAGAGCAAAUCGAAUAUGCUUAAGAAUAAAGAGUGUAGAAAAGAUUCUCAUAAUCUUGGAUGAUGUCUGGAAAGACGUUGAGUUGAAAGUUAUUGGAAUUCCAUUUCAUGAUGAUCACAAGGGUUGCAAGAUUCUUCUGACUACAAGGAAUGACCAUGUGUGCAAUUUAAUGGAUUGUGGAAGGAAGAUUCCCUUGAACUUCUUAUCAGAUAAAGAAUCAUUGGCUUUAAUAAAGAAAAUUGCAUGUAUAAUUGAUGACUAUCCUCCUUUGAAUGAUGUGGUGAUGAAAGUUAUUAAAGAGUGCAAAGGUUUGCCUAUUGCAAUUGUUACAGUGGGAAAGGCUCUAGCAAGAAAACCUCUCAAUGAUUGGAAGGUAGCCCUCAAGCAACUAGAAGAGUCUAACCUUAUGGAUAUAGAAGGUGUUGAUGAUGAAAAAAAUGUUUAUGUAUGUCUUAAGUGGAGUUACGAUCGUUUAAAGCGCAAAACCAAGUUCUGCUUUUUGUUGUGUUCUUUAUUUCCAGAAGAUUAUGACAUUUCUAUUGAAGAAUUAGCUAGAUAUGUGAUGGGGCUAGAUGAAUUUGGAACCAUUACCUGUCUUGAAGAAGCGAGGAAUGAAGCGCGUGUGAUCAUUAAUAACCUCAAAGAUUCUUAUUUGUUGUUAGAAAGUAAUCGAGAAACACAUGUGAAAACGCAUGACAUGGUUCGUGAUGUUGCCUUGUGGAUAGUAUCCAAAGGAGAAAAUGAAUUCAUGCUAAGAGUCUGCACUCGUUAG
Molecule: messenger RNA, 996 nt
Organism: Quercus robur (English oak)
Lineage: Eukaryota; Viridiplantae; Streptophyta; Magnoliopsida; Fagales; Fagaceae
Product: disease resistance protein At4g27190-like
Exons: 1
Coding region: 1-996 (331 amino acids)
Molecular function (GO): ADP binding
Source: RefSeq, a predicted model, not a curated record